Soboliphyme baturini is the source of this 486-nucleotide messenger RNA. The record is from the annotation of a GenBank genome assembly. Lineage: Eukaryota; Metazoa; Nematoda; Enoplea; Dioctophymatida; Soboliphymatidae.
AUGAGAAAUUAUUCAUUUUGCAUUGUUCGUUUUAAGAAGUUUGUCGGUGUGCUAAUUUACGUGUUGUUGCGUUUGUUCACAUUUUCAUAUCCAGGACGCGUUGUUAGAAGAUGCGGAAGGAAUCACACGGUCAGCUUGGCCAUUUACUGUCGCAAAAGCACCCAAACCUGGCAUCAUGUAUGCAGUUGUCGGAAACCAUAUUGCAACACUUUCUCAUUCCUGCGAAAGGAAAUCAGAAUCAGAAGUUUGGCAAAUGAGCACUUUCACCACAAUGCUGAAGAAGUCGGCACUGUUCCUAAUUUCGAUGAUGACAUUCAUGCCGAAGUAGGAAAAAAUAACAUUGAAAAGAACGAAACUGCUCACAACGUGAGCGGCAAAAAUAUACUCCACUUUUACUUUAUAGUUGCUUUUGUAAUCAUGCCAUUCAUGCUUGGAUGUUUGAUUAUGUGGGGAGCUGUAUCAAAACGUUACGGAUGUUUUUAUUGA